AUGCGUGUGACUAAGGGAUGUGCUCGUUGUCGCCAUCGUCACGUCCGCUGUGUGGUUCCCGACGGCGCCUCUUCAUGCUCUCGCUGCUCACGCUUGGGCCGGUCAUGUGAACUUGAGCCGCGCUUCCAAUUCAAGCCUGUACGCCAUAUAUACCAGCAGUGUGAGAGCGCUCCAACCCGCUCAGACCUUGUCUGGGAUGAGCAGCAGGUCUGGGUUGGGGUAUCCCGGCCAGUGACUUUCGUGCACCAGGCCGACGACCUCACGCGUGAACUCCCAGAGCCAGACGACCAAGACCAAGGCCUUGAGCAGCCUUAUCCAACGCCAGAGGAAGGCCAACCCAUACUCCCACAAGCACUUGAAUCUGUCCCGACUGAUGCAUUGUCAAACCAUUCUCCGAGUCACGCACCAAGUGACCUGUCGACGCCAUCUCCUCGAGAGGCGUACUUGAUCCGCUCCUAUAUUCAAAAGAUUGCCGCUGUGGCGGAUAUCUGUGAUCCUCAAUCUCACUUCAGCACCGAAGUUCCUCGCCGAGCACUAGAGGAGCCCAUGUUGUUGAAAGCUCUCCUCGCACUUGCUGCCAGACACGAUGCGAUCUUGACAAAUGAUAGUGACUGUGAAGCGUCAGCCUUUCACGGGGAGUGUCUGGAAAUGCUCAUUGUUGCCUUGGAUCAACCCGAGGAGAGCUAUGACGACAAUCUCCUCAUCACCGUGGUUGUGCUUCGUUUCUACGAAGAGCUUGAGAGGACAACCGACAGGAAAUGCCAUCUCCUUGGGUCUAACCAUCUCCUCAAUCUGAUGUCGCGAUCUGCAUCGUCCGGGGGAUUAGCCGAGGCAGUGAGCUGGCAAUUCCUGCGCCAAGCCAUCUACUCCUCCAUAGCUCAAUAUGAACCAAUACAACUGGACUUGCGCAAUUAUGAGCGGUCCUCGGUCUUCCAUCGCGAUGAUGACGCGGCCCGAGCAAAUGCCAUCAUUUUUUUCUGCGCAUGCAUUCUUCAGCUAUGCUGCGCUGCGCCGGCGUACGCCAUUGACCGAAAGAGCUGGCAGGAGUUGGCAGACUGUGUGGAGGACUGGCACCACACUAAGCCGAGGAGUUGGCAUCCACUGCGAUAUCAACCGCCUAAUUUGUCCGAGGAUCGCCCCUUUCCCGAAUUAUGGAUCAUGUCGCCCCCGGCUGUGGUUGGUUUGCAAUAUUACCAUGCUUCUAAAAUAUUUCUGACCAUGUCUGAUGCGCCGUCGCAGCGGUUGACGGACUAUGAAAUGGCGCGAGCUCAAGUUCUCGCAGAAAAGACAGUUGCCAGUCAUCUUGUGAUGGCCAUUGGACUAUCGCUAUCGAAUGAAAGUGUUCAGAACAGCUACUUCAUCGCCUCGCAUCUACUUCAGCGCUUUGGAUACUGCUUACGGCAGCCCGCUGAACAACAGGGAUCACUGCGUUUCCUGUCUCGUGUAGAAAAGAGUCUUGGGUGGCGCACAUCGUGGAUCAGACGAGAAUUAGAACGCCAGUGGAUGGAGCGGGACAGCGUGAACUCUGAAGCUGGCUGA
This is a messenger RNA of Penicillium canariense, 1539 nucleotides long. RefSeq names its product Zn(II)2Cys6 transcription factor domain-containing protein. Gene Ontology annotation, biological process: positive regulation of transcription by RNA polymerase II. The transcript is spliced from 6 exons. Lineage: Eukaryota; Fungi; Ascomycota; Eurotiomycetes; Eurotiales; Aspergillaceae. Gene Ontology annotation, molecular function: zinc ion binding; transcription cis-regulatory region binding; DNA-binding transcription factor activity, RNA polymerase II-specific. Gene Ontology annotation, cellular component: nucleus. Bases 1 to 1539 code for a protein of 512 amino acids. The record is from RefSeq and is a predicted model, not a curated record.